CAGCUAACGAUCAGAUUCAAUGAAUCAGCAGCUCCUCCCAAUCUCAGAAGCCCAACCAUAUUCCUCCCCUGGCAUCGGUUCCAGAUUAUUAGAACGUCCCCAGAGUCGAUCUGCCACGGUUUGGAACUAGGUUUGGUCGUACCUUAUCAGGCCACCCGCCCCAUGAAUCCUGGAAUAUCAACCAAGGGCAGCUACCCCGGAUUGACCAGCAAGCUUCCAUCAAGACCCGAUGACAGACACAAAAUUGAGCACGCUCCCCUCGGCUAGUCGAGAGUUCACUAGUGAUCCCAUGACUUCACCUUUUUUGUCGCGAGUAAUUAAAGCUACCAGUCUACCCUGCCCAAUGAGCCUAGGUUAUGGAUUAUCUUUCUGAUGUCAAGACUUAAUAUUUUGGGUGUAGUUGCACGCUAUUUAAGUUGGCUGUGAUGGCGAAUUUUGAUGCGUGAUGGAGGGAAGGAGUUGUAGCUAGUACCUGCGCUACACAGUGCUCUACCGAGAAACUACACUAUUGAGUGUCUCUCUCUAAUAUCUAUCUAUCUAUCGAUAGUCUCCCUAAGGGGGCACAUUCAUCGUCAUGUCCACCACAUCUAAGAAGAAUACUAUGGGCAUCACAGUUGAAGAAGUCAGGAAGCCUGAACCUGAGCUUGGGGGUCAAAAUCACAGUUCUCCUAGCCUGGAGGAGCUCAUCGAGGAGGUCCCUCCUACGGAGGACUCGCCGAGUUUGAUUGAGACUAUUGGGUAUUUGCUUUCUAUUCAAGACGGCUAUGGACCGCCGGAUUCAACAUGGGAUGUGGAGGAUUUCGAUUGAAAAGUUAUCUGAUGUUCUAAGGUUAUGUUACAAGACGGUGAUGAUAUUAUGGGUGGCUCCGGAUUAGCUAUUACCCCGGGUUAGCGCUUGGUGCUCGAUAAUGUUUCUUCUCCAUAUAACGAACGAAUAAGAUGUACUCUAAACACAGACCCUCUUACCGAAUUUGUCAAGAGAGCCUUCACAAAGAUCUUGGUUUUAU
Molecule: messenger RNA, 1007 nt
Organism: Aspergillus welwitschiae
Lineage: Eukaryota; Fungi; Ascomycota; Eurotiomycetes; Eurotiales; Aspergillaceae
Exons: 2
Coding region: 575-808 (77 amino acids)
Source: RefSeq, a predicted model, not a curated record